AUAAAAGUUAACGAAGAUGUCCAGAUCACUACUAGCUUUAUUGCUCAUCUCCAUGCUCGCAUUUAGUGCUCAAGGUAAACUACACAUUUAUAUCAUCACUAACCGCUAUAUAUUAUUUAUUUAUUCACAAAUUCAUAUCUCCUGACUCAACUGAAAAAUUAUACUUUUAGCUGCCACACGUAGUAAGCAUGUUACAAAAUAUUCCAAACCAAGCUCAUCUGACGCUUAAUCAUAUUCAGAAGAAGAAGAAGAAUCAGAAGAAUAUUCAGACCUUGAGGCUUAAUAUUCAUCAGAAGAGGAAACAGAGGAGGAAUCUGAUGCUCAUUCAUCAUCUGAAGAAGAGGAAGAAGAAUCUUAUACAAGUUCAUCAUCUGAAUCUGAAUAAGAAUCCGAAGAAUCAGAGAGAUGUAAUACUAGGAUUUCAUUUUAGUUGUUUACCGUAAACACAAUCCUACAACUGCAGCCCCUGCUCCCACCACUAAUUCCACAACCAGAGCGAAAAAUGGAGCUCUACUUGCCGGUUUAGUCGUAGCCGCCAUUGUUUUCUGAUAAAUAAAAAGAAUAUUCAAAAUAAUUAUCUUAUAAAAC
Paramecium sonneborni is the source of this 588-nucleotide messenger RNA. NCBI's taxonomy places the organism in Eukaryota, Ciliophora, Oligohymenophorea, Peniculida, Parameciidae. The record is from the annotation of a GenBank genome assembly.